UGUGUCAAAGUCCUUUGAGCAAGUGCACGUGUUGUUGAUACUGUAAAAGUAGUUUAAAAUAUAUUUUUAUAGAAACGAAAAUGGAGGUAACACAGACGAUUGCACUGAAUAAAGAUGAGCAACAGGCAGUUACAAAUGAAACCAGAAAAAUUAAACGGAAAAUUAAAUCUGGACGAAUUGCCAUCCGAGAGGGCAGAAGAGAACAGAAGCAAAAAAUCGAACAAUCCAGAGGUCUCAUUUACGUCGGCCACCUCCCUCACGGAUUUUACGAAGAAGAAAUUAAAAAAUACUUCUCCCAAUUCGGAAAAAUCACCAACCUUAAAGUUUGUCGUUCUAGAAGCACCGGCAACAGUAAAGGCUAUGGAUAUGUGGAAUUCGCGCAUCCAGAGGUUGCCAAAAUUGCUGCAGAAACAAUGAACAAUUACAUCAUGUUCAAGAAAAGAGUGAUAGCUACAUAUGUUCCAUUUGAGAAGAGACCAAAAUUGUUAUUCCAAGGAAAUCAGAGCAUGCCAGGGAAUUUCUCCAAGAUAAGAAAACGCCAGAAGAAUAUCAAGAGUAAAAACAAAGCUAUUGAUGAGGAGAUAUACUUGGAAAAAAGCAAACUCAGGUUAACUAGGUUGCAAAAUCGACUUCAAAAAUUGAAAAGGUUUGGAAUAAACUGUGACUUGAAACCGCUUGACGUACCUAAAGAGUUACAAUAAAAAUGUUGCGUUAAAA
Molecule: messenger RNA, 717 nt
Organism: Zophobas morio
Lineage: Eukaryota; Metazoa; Arthropoda; Insecta; Coleoptera; Tenebrionidae
Product: MKI67 FHA domain-interacting nucleolar phosphoprotein-like
Exons: 3
Coding region: 81-701 (206 amino acids)
Biological process (GO): maturation of LSU-rRNA from tricistronic rRNA transcript (SSU-rRNA, 5.8S rRNA, LSU-rRNA)
Cellular component (GO): nucleolus
Molecular function (GO): RNA binding
Source: RefSeq, a predicted model, not a curated record